GUUUUGUUCACUACUCCAUUUGGUCGCGAAUCAAUCGACAAAUUACUUCACAAAAAACAAAGCAUUUCGAAUCACCCGAGUAUCGACACACUGAGAUUUAUACAGUAGCAUCAGAUUAUUGAAUUAUUUCGAAACUAAUUUGAUAUAUUCCCCAUCACAAUGCUGCUCGACGAGGAUCCCGCUUCUCUCAUCCACCACACAAUCAACAACUUUAACAUUGCACCCGACAAGCUUGCUGUCUCGCGCAUUGGCGACUCGCUUUCUACCUUAAAGCAGGCACGAGAGUUGCGAGUCAGAGAAGCCGAAUCUUCCCUAAAGAAGCUUGGCCGUUCCCUCAACACCCUUCACACACAACAUGAAGAGCUUACGUCGACACAUUCAUCAUCCGCUCAUUCAUCCGAGAUCUCGCGCCUCGACACGCAGAAGUUCCGUAUCGCCAAAGCAGUGUCUGACUUAGAGAUGGAAGCCGAACGUCUAUCUUCACAACAAGCUGAUCUAGCCGCACGACUGCAAGAGCUAGAAAUACAGGGGUUAGAAGGAUCGCCGGACGAUGCGGCUAAUCGAAGAGAUCCAGUCGACGAUGAAGUUUUGUUACGCCUGAAAGUGUAUCGAAGUCUAGGUAUCGACCUAGAAAGAGACGAGAAGGACGGCGAGUUCUCUAGAGCCAUUGUGCGUAACGAUCGCAAGGGCGAUGUUCAUGUUAUAAACAUGGAUAAGAAGUUCUCACGUUACUUCUAUGCCAACUAUUUCUGGCAAACACUCUAGGGCUAGAGCUAUACCGAGGCUCACCUGGAAUAGUAUGAGAUCAACGUUAUCGAGAUUACCGCACGGCGUUAGGCGU
Molecule: messenger RNA, 841 nt
Organism: Annulohypoxylon maeteangense
Lineage: Eukaryota; Fungi; Ascomycota; Sordariomycetes; Xylariales; Hypoxylaceae
Product: Spc24-domain-containing protein
Exons: 3
Coding region: 160-765 (201 amino acids)
Source: RefSeq, a predicted model, not a curated record